Molecule: messenger RNA, 498 nt
Organism: Fraxinus pennsylvanica
Lineage: Eukaryota; Viridiplantae; Streptophyta; Magnoliopsida; Lamiales; Oleaceae
Source: the annotation of a GenBank genome assembly
AUGACGGGAGUUGGAGCGGAGAUCGCUGGCAAGAAGGUUACUCUCCGGAGCUCCGACGGAGAGGUUUUCGAGGUGGAGGAGGUGGUGGCGCUGGAGUCUCAGACGAUUAAGCACAUGGUUGAGGAUGACUGCGCCGACAACGUUAUCCCCCUACCGAACGUCACCGGCAAGAUCCUGUCCAAAAUCAUUGAGUACUGUAAAAAGCACGUGGACGCUGCCUCCGCCAAAGCCGAUGACAAGGUUUCCAGCAAUGAUGAUGACCUCAAGGCCUUUGACGCUGAUUUCGUCAAAGUCGACCAAGCCACCCUCUUCGACCUCAUCCUGGCAGCUAACUACCUGAAUAUCAAGUCUCUCCUGGAUUUGACUUGUCAAACCGUCGCUGACAUGAUCAAGGGAAAAACACCAGAGGAGAUACGGAAGACAUUCAGCAUCAAGAAUGACUUUACACCCGAAGAGGAAGAGGAGGUCCGAAGAGAGAACCAGUGGGCCUUCGAAUAG